GGCGGCGGCAGCGGCGGCGGCAGCAGCAACAGCGGCGGCGGCGGCGGCGGCGGCGGCAGCCCCGACCUCCUCCUCCUCCUCCACCACCACCUCCUCCUCCACCUCCUCCUUCCCCUGCUUCCUCUAUGUCUGCACAUCCUUUGCACUCCUAGCACUCGGCCGGUGGGGUGUGUGUGUGUGUGUGUGUCUCUGUGUGUCUGUGUGUGAGAAAGAGAGGGAGAGUGUGUAUGUGUGUGCGUGUGUGUGUUGUGUCCGAUGUUCGUCUUCCCCCCGGUGUAGCUCUGAAUGCCUCUCCCCAUAGCCUUAUUUGCCGUUUCUGAAUUUCAACUUGAAGAAGAAAAAAAAGCCAAGGGGGGGUGGGGGAGGGGGGAAGGAGAAUCAACCCCCAAAACGAGAACGGAGGGGGGGGGAAGGGGAGAGAGAGGAGGGGAAAGACGGGGGAGGGGGGGCUGCAAAGAGAGAGAGAGAAAGAAAGAAAGAAAACGGCAGGAACAACAAACCGCACCAGGGCAGCAGCGGCAGCGGCACCCGGAGCCGCCGAGGCAGCAGCAGCAGCAUCGCCCAGGUCCCUCGCUCCGGCUCCCUCCUCCCCCAAACCCGAGCUACCCACCUCCCCCUCCCCUUCCCCCUUCCCCCUCCCCCCUCCCCUUCCCCUCCCUCCUCUCUCUCCCCGGCAGCCCUCUGCGAGAAGCUCCGCUCCCCCAGCACUUUCUGGGCCCUGAGAUAUGGCAAUGGUAGUUAGCAGCUGGCGAGAUCCGCAGGAAGACGUGGCCGGGGGGAACCCAGGCGGCCCCAACCCCGCAGCCCAGCCCGCCCGGGAACAGCAGCAGCAGGCGGGUUCGGCGGCCCCGCACACCCCCCAGACCCCGAGCCAGCCGGGACCUCCGUCCACCCCAGGCACGGCGGGGGACAAGGGGCAAGGCCAGCCCGGCUCGGGCCAAAGCCAGCAACACAUUGAGUGUGUGGUGUGCGGGACAAAUCGAGCGGGGAAACACUACGGCCAAUUCACGCGAGGGCUGCAAAGUUUCUUCAAGAGAAGCGUCCGCAGGAACCUUAACUACACAUGCCGUGCCAACAGGAACUGUCCCAUAGACCAGCAUCACCGCAAUCAGUGCCACUAUUGCCGCCUCAAGAAGUGUCUCAAAGUGGGCAUGAGGGCGGAAGUUGAACGAGGAAGAAUGCUCCAACCCAACCCAACCCAGGGCCAGUAUGCCCUCACCAAUGGGGAUCCCUUGAACGGUCACUGCUAUCUGUCUGUAAUCUCACUGCUGCUGCGGGCCGAGCCCUACCCUACCUCCCGCUACGGCAGCCAGUGUAUGCAGCCCAAAAUCAUGGGCAUAGAGAACAUCUGCGAGCUGGCCGCCCGCCUACUCUUCAGCGCCGUCGAGUGGGCCCGCAACAUUCCCUUCUUCCCGGACCUGCAGAUCACAGACCAGGUGGCCCUACUGCGGCUCACGUGGAGCGAGCUGUUUGUCCUCAACGCUGCGCAGUGCUCCAUGCCCCUCCACGUGGCCCCGCUGCUGGCCGCAGCGGGCCUGCACGCCUCGCCCAUGUCCGCCGACCGGGUCGUGGCCUUCAUGGAUCACAUCCGUAUCUAGGAGCAGGUGGAGAAGCUCAAGGCCUGCACGUCGGACUCCGCGGAGUACAGCUGGCUCAAAGCCAUCGUCCUCUUCACAUCAGACGCCUGUGGCCUGUCAGAUGCCGCCCAUAUCGAGAGCCUGCAGGAGAAGUCUCAAUGCGCCCUGGAGGAGUACGUGAGAAGCCAAUACCCCAACCAACCAAGCCGCUUCGGCAAACUGCUGCUGCGGCUGCCAUCUCUGCGCACUGUCUCAUCCUCAGUCAUUGAACAGCUCUUCUUCGUUCGCUUGGUAGGUAAAACCCCCAUUGAAACUCUCAUCAGAGAUAUGUUACUGUCUGGGAGCAGCUUCAACUGGCCUUACAUGUCCAUCCAGUGUUCCUAGACCCGAGACAACACCGCCCCUGGUCCCUGAGCCCCCAGUAGAGACACAGAGGACGAGGCUUUGGCCAAGGACACCAAACACAGACAGAAACGGUCGAAUUUGUUAACGCCGGGGUGCAAAUGGUGGAAGGUCGGGAGCGAGGGAGGGGAGAGAGGUGAGGGAUCGGAGCAAAACCAACCCAGCAGAAAUAUAUAUAUAUAUAUAUAUAUGUAUAUAUAUAU
Molecule: messenger RNA, 2182 nt
Organism: Dromiciops gliroides (monito del monte)
Lineage: Eukaryota; Metazoa; Chordata; Mammalia; Microbiotheria; Microbiotheriidae
Gene: NR2F1
Product: nuclear receptor subfamily 2 group F member 1
Biological process (GO): negative regulation of transcription by RNA polymerase II; anatomical structure development; cell differentiation
Molecular function (GO): zinc ion binding; RNA polymerase II cis-regulatory region sequence-specific DNA binding; nuclear receptor activity
Source: RefSeq, a predicted model, not a curated record